CGAGCAGUGUAACAUGGUGUCACUGUUGGAAUAGUUUGUGUUGGACACAGUGUCACACUGUGUCAUCUGUGUAACUUGUUGGAAAACACCCUUUGUAAUUGUUAUCUGUUUCUAAUCAGUUUCUAAUGGAAACAAUUAGAAAUAAUAAUAAUUUGUUCAUUAAUUUUGAAGGUUUAUCAGCAAAUUAGUUGAAGACCAACAUUUGUUACAUGCUAUGUCACAGCGUACUAGAGUUAUUCACUUGUACAAAACGCUACUAUACAUGGGUCGAGAUUAUCCAAAAGGAUAUGAAUAUUUUAGAACUAAGUUGAGGAGUGCUUUUGACAAAAAUAAAGCAGAAACUGAUCCUGAGAAAAUAAAUAAAAUGAUAAAUCAUGGUAUUUUUGUGAUAAAAGAAUUAGAAGUUUUAUACAUGUUACGCAAAUACAGAACUUUAAAGAGAAGAUAUUAUGAUCAAUAAUAGAAACAAUGAAACAUACAGUAUGUUUAAUUUUAUAUUGGUUCUCAACUUUAUAAGUGUUCCAUAAUAUUGUACAAAUUACAAUCUUGGUUGUACCAAUAAAUUGUUCAAUUAUAA
Linepithema humile (Argentine ant) is the source of this 577-nucleotide messenger RNA. NCBI's taxonomy places the organism in Eukaryota, Metazoa, Arthropoda, Insecta, Hymenoptera, Formicidae. The record is from RefSeq and is a predicted model, not a curated record.